UUGUAUCCGGCCGGCGCCUUUUCUCUCUUACCCCUCCUCCCUCUCUCCGCCCGUCCCUCCCUCCCUUUCCCCUCAGCCCCCCCGCAUCCUCCGAGCGCCGAGACGGCAGCGCUUCGGAGCUCCCCGGCUGCCCCAUGAAGCGAUGGCGGCGGCCAACUUCGGCAAGAUCCAGAUAGGGAUCUACGUGGAGAUCAAGCGCAGCGAUGGCCGAAUUCACCAAGCUAUGGUAACGUCCCUAAAUGAAGAUAAUGAAAGUGUAACUGUUGAAUGGAUUGAAAAUGGGGAUACUAAAGGCAAAGAGAUUGACUUGGAGAGCAUAUUUUCACUUAAUCCAGAUCUUGCUCCUGACGAAGAUAUUGAACCUAGUCCAGAGACACCACCACCACCUACUCCAUCAGCCAAAGUAAACAAAAUCGUGAAGAGUCGACGAACUGUGGUACCUGUUAAGAAUGACACUCCUUCCCGAGAUAACAGAGUGGUUGGUUCUGCACGUGCGCGACCUACUCAGCUUCCCGAGCAGUCUUCCUCCUCUCAACAGAAUGGUAGUGUUUCAGAUAUAUCUCCAGUUCAAGCUGCAAAAAAGGAAUUUGGACCCCCUUCACGUAGAAAAUCUAAUUGUGUAAAAGAGGUUGAAAAAUUGCAAGAGAAGCGUGAAAAAAGAAGGUUACAGCAGCAGGAACUUAGAGAAAAGAGAGCUCAGGACGUUGAUGCUACAAACCCAAAUUAUGAAAUUAUGUGUAUGAUAAGAGAUUUCAGGGGAAGUUUGGAUUAUAGACCACUAACAACCGCAGAUCCUAUUGAUGAGCACAGGAUAUGUGUUUGUGUACGAAAAAGACCACUCAAUAAAAAAGAAACUUUAAUGAAAGACCUUGAUGUAAUAACAAUUCCUAGUAAAGAUGUUGUGAUGGUACAUGAACCAAAACAAAAGGUGGAUUUAACAAGGUACCUAGAAAACCAAACUUUUCGUUUUGAUUAUGCCUUUGAUGACACGGCUCCUAAUGAAAUGGUUUACAGAUUUACAGCUCGACCAUUAGUGGAGACCAUUUUUGAAAGGGGGAUGGCCACCUGCUUUGCAUAUGGGCAAACAGGCAGUGGAAAAACCCAUACUAUGGGUGGUGACUUUUCGGGAAAGAACCAAGAUUGUUCUAAAGGAAUAUAUGCACUUGCAGCUCGAGAUGUAUUUUUGAUGCUAAAGAAACCAAACUACAAGAAGUUAGAACUUCAAGUAUAUGCAACAUUUUUUGAGAUCUACAGUGGUAAAGUUUUUGACUUGUUGAACAGGAAGACAAAAUUAAGAGUGUUAGAAGAUGGUAAACAGCAAGUCCAAGUGGUGGGACUACAGGAACGAGAAGUCAAAUGUGUUGAAGAUGUUCUUAAACUUAUUGAAAUAGGAAACAGCUGCAGAACAUCUGGACAGACGUCUGCAAAUGCACACUCAUCUCGAAGCCAUGCAGUGUUUCAGAUUAUUCUCAGAAGGAAAGGGAAAUUGCAUGGUAAAUUUUCUCUGAUUGAUUUGGCUGGCAAUGAAAGAGGAGCCGAUACUUCCAGUGCAGAUAGGCAGACACGACUGGAAGGUGCAGAAAUUAACAAGAGCCUUUUAGCACUCAAGGAGUGCAUUAGAGCCUUAGGCCGAAAUAAACCUCAUACACCCUUCAGAGCAAGUAAACUUACUCAGGUGCUAAGAGAUUCAUUCAUAGGAGAAAACUCCCGUACCUGCAUGAUUGCUACAAUUUCUCCGGGGAUGGCAUCAUGUGAAAACACUCUAAAUACAUUGAGAUAUGCAAAUAGAGUAAAGGAAUUUGGAAUUAGUCCUUCGGACAUUCCCUUCUCACAGGGUAGUGGCAGUCGCUCUGAUCUCUCUCCUUCCUAUGAGUAUGACGACUUUUCUCCUUCAAUCACCAGGGUGAAGGAGCUGACAGUCGAUCCAAGUGCCACAGGAGAUAUCCGUCCCAUUAUACAUCAUGCUCCCAAUCAGAUCGACGACUUGGAGACACAGUGGGGUGUGGGGAGCUCUCCACAGAGGGAUGAUCUCAAACUGCUUUGUGAACAAAAUGAGGAGGAAGUUUCUCCGCAGUUGUUUACUUUCCAUGAAGCUGUGUCACAGAUGGUAGAAAUGGAAGAACAAGUAGUAGAAGACCACAGGGCUGUCUUCCAGGAAUCUAUUAGAUGGCUGGAAGAUGAAAAAGCUCUUCUUGAGAUGACAGAAGAAGUAGACUAUGAUGUGGAUUCUUAUGCUACCCAACUUGAAGCAAUUCUAGAGCAAAAAAUUGAUAUCCUGACUGAACUUAGAGAUAAGGUGAAAUCUUUCCGGGCAGCUCUGCAAGAGGAGGAACAGGCCAGUAAACAGAUCAACCCGAAAAGACCACGUGCCCUUUGAAAUGGGCCUUUGCUGCUAAAUGAAUCCACGAACCCAUACUGCUGUAGCACACAUUUGUUACAAAACCCAGUGGCCGUAAGAACUCAACUACUUGAAAGCGUAAAAACGUUAGAAAUGUCUGUGGAAAUGUCCUGUUUCUAAUUCACCUGAAUGACAUUUUCAGUUUUGUGUGAAAUGCUCCUAUGAUGUCUACAAAAUGCUUCUAGACCAGACAGCACAACCAUGCAGGGUUCAGAUCUGUGAAGCACUUUGUUUUAAAAUAUUUCAUUUAUUCAUAUUGUGAAUUUUAUGUUUGGAAAUAUUUGCCAUGUUUUUAAUAACGGAGUAAAACUGUGGCCAUUAAAAUGUCACAGUAUUUCCUUUUAACUAUGUUCAGUUUUGUUACAAAGACCAGCUGUGCAGUUUUAAAUUGUGUUUGUGUGCAUGCACACCUCACUAGUGGUUGUACAUAACUUCUCUUUCACAGACAGCUGUGCUUACCUCUUCCCAUUCUGUGCCUUGAUGAAGGCUACUUAACCCUAGAUGUCCUGUUUCUGAAGCACAGCCUUAAUAAACAACAUUCCUUAUUUGUCAAUAUGAAUUACUUUUAGUGUGUGUACACUUCUAACGUGUUUUGAGAGUUUUUAUUUUGGUGGCUAGUUUCAUUUCACAGGAUGUGCCAUAUCAUUUGAAUAGUAACUGCAAGAGCUGUUAAGCGUGGACAAACAGCUGGACAUUCCAUCUUCCUUGUAAAAAUCUGGAAUCUAGAUUUAUUUGAAUACCAUAAAGAAUGGUGAUAUAAUUCUAACAUUUUCUCUGUAAUAAAAAAAAAAUUUAAAAAAAA
Cuculus canorus (common cuckoo) is the source of this 3200-nucleotide messenger RNA. It is a transcript of the gene KIF2A, whose product is annotated as kinesin family member 2A. NCBI's taxonomy places the organism in Eukaryota, Metazoa, Chordata, Aves, Cuculiformes, Cuculidae. Gene Ontology annotation, biological process: microtubule-based movement. The transcript has 21 exons. Gene Ontology annotation, molecular function: microtubule binding; ATP binding; microtubule motor activity. The coding region runs from base 143 to 2377 and encodes 744 amino acids. The record is from RefSeq and is a predicted model, not a curated record.